AUGAGAGGUGUACAUGAAAGGACGCUUGUCAUCUUGUCAUCAAACGAAUCGAAACAGGAGAUAAUGAGCACAGGAUCAAGAGUCAAUGCAGUGACGAUCCCUUCUCUCAAGUUCAUCAACAAAAACCUCGAAUUUAACACCCUGGGUUAUCGUCGGCUGCUACGCGAGCGAAUAGUUGCAAUUCAAGCUGUGCUCACUCUGAAGGAGCGAGUUUUCCUCACAGAACCCGAUGCGCUGUGGCUCUCAAACCUGUUGGAACAGAAUUCAUUUGUGAACUCAGACCAUGACCUUGUGGGAUUCGAUGAUGACAAUGGUUUUACAGGUGCCGGGUUCAUGAUGAUUCGACGAACUCUUGGCAGUCUCUGUCUUUGGCAGACGGUUCUCAAAAGACAGACAGAAAUUUUGAGUCGAUAUGCAGGAAUGCGAGACGACACACUCACAGAAGACUACAACGAUCAGAUCUUCUUGAACGAAGUAGCAGGGCAAAUGCGAGCAAGUGGUCUGUUGACACUUAAGACGAUGGACUCGUGCGACUACCGAUCAGGAAGGUGGUACAAGGGCAAUGAGUGGACUCCAUUUUUUCGAUGCCGAGGUAAAGUACCCCAUGUGAUCAACUUCAAUUGGGUUGUUGGAAAUGCUGCAAAGAUUCAGCGUGCAAGGGAGCAUGGACACUGGUUUCUGGAGGAUGAUGGAAAGACCUGUAAACCCUUUCAUCAAACGUUAGCAAAGGCGAAGACGUCAUUUGUGAAGUAG
Molecule: messenger RNA, 753 nt
Organism: Guillardia theta CCMP2712
Lineage: Eukaryota; Cryptophyceae; Pyrenomonadales; Geminigeraceae
Exons: 1
Coding region: 1-753 (250 amino acids)
Cellular component (GO): Golgi apparatus
Molecular function (GO): glycosyltransferase activity
Source: RefSeq, a predicted model, not a curated record